AUGCAAAAUGGAAGAAUAUAUGAGCCUUCAAAAAAAGGUCCUAUCUCAGGUACGGAAGAGGAUUUGGCCGUCCAAACACGAGCCAUGAGAGAGGCAGAAGAAACAUGUCAGAAAAGAGAAGAGUCAGACGAUGAAGCUAAGGAGUCUGACGAAAAUAAAUCCAUGACAGAAGAGGACAAUGGAAACAAAGCAGAAGAUGAUUGGAGGACUCCAAUCCAUGAUUACCUUGACAAAGGUAUAUUACCAGCUGACGUCAAAGAAUCCAGGAAGAUCGAAUCAAAGGCAACAAUGUAUAGCCUACGUGAUGGAGUACUGUAUAAAAGUUCAUUUCUCGGAACUCUAUUACGGUUCCUCUCACGAACAGAAGGAAGAAGAAUACUCCAUGACAUACACAGCGGAGAAGUCGGAAACCACGGAGGAAGAAGAUCCUUGGCGGUUAAGGCCAAAAUGGAAGGAUAUUAUUGGCUAAGCAUGGAUGAAGAUGCAAAAAACGUGGCUAAACAGUGUGAAAGGUGUCAGCGUUUCGUUAAGAAGAUCAGGGCACCAGCAACGGAGCUUAACUCAAUUAUUAGCCCUUGGCCAUUCACCAAAUGA
Messenger RNA from Papaver somniferum (opium poppy), 594 nucleotides. RefSeq lists its product as uncharacterized. NCBI's taxonomy places the organism in Eukaryota, Viridiplantae, Streptophyta, Magnoliopsida, Ranunculales, Papaveraceae. The record is from RefSeq and is a predicted model, not a curated record. Bases 1 to 594 code for a protein of 197 amino acids. The transcript has a single exon.